CUCUGACGUCACGCGGCCUCACGAGAGUUGGGAGCGGCCGGUUGAACCGGUAGCCGACGGAGGGAGGCGGUGAGUCUGGGCAACCUGUACAGCAGCCCGGAGACCAUGGACGAUACUUUGUUUCAGUUAAGGUUUACGUCAAAACAACUGGAGCGAUUGGCAAAGAAGGCUGAAAAAGACUCAAAAUCUGAACAAGCAAAAGUGAAGAAGGCUCUUCAACAAAAAAACAUUGAAGGAGCAAAGAUCUAUGCAGAAAAUGCAAUCAGAAAGAAAAAUGAAGGCCUUAACUGGUUACGGACAGCUUCCCGAGUUGAUGCAGUAGCGUCGAAAGUACAGACAGCAGUUACAAUGAAAGGGGUUACAAAGAACAUGGCACGUGUUACACAAGGACUGGAUAAGGCACUGAAAUCGAUGGAUUUACAGAAAAUUUCUGCUGUAAUGGACAAAUUUGAACAACAAGUUCAAAAUCUAGAUGUACACACUUCAGUGAUGGAAGACUCUAUGAGCUCUGCAAUGACAUUAACCACUCCUCAGGAACAGGUUGACAGCCUCAUUUUGCAGAUUGCAGAGGAGAAUGGUUUGGAGGUCAUGGACCAACUGAACCAACUUCCAGCAGGUGCAGCAUCCCUUGGUGAAUCCUCAGUACGUGAACAGGACAAGGAAGACCAGCUUUCAAGAAGGUUGGCUGCUUUGAGGAAUUGAAAGUGGGAUUGAUGUGUAAUCCAGAAUGAUGGCGUGUAAUCUGCAUUAUCUUUCCUACACUGUCACUGGGACAAUGUACAAUGUGUAUAAUGCCUAAAAACACAUACUGUCACUUGCUAGAUUGAUAGGCUACUUUUACAUUUAAAUCUGGAGAGAGUCUGAUCUGAACUAAAAAGGAUUUGUACAUUAAAGUCUGUAUACCUCUUUAAAAUCACACCCUUUAAAGUUAAUAUUGGCAUUACUGAAAUGAUUUUUUGAGUUUGAUACAAAAUGUACAAAUGAUGUACAUAUGCAAAUUGAUUUGUAAAUGUGCUUCAGAUCUGCAGUGGAUGUACAAUAAUCAGUUACACACUUGUAGUCUCAGUUCUGAGACCAGCAUGACUUGAAUAUUUCAAAGGCCAUAUUUUCCAAAAUGCAUCGAACUAGUGACCAUACUUUUUUGAAAUGCUGGAAGAACUUAAUUCUACAGACUACUGAUUUGGAGAAUUUUGCAAACAAAAAACGUUAAAUAUCCAAGGACUUAAUAAUUACUUAAAAUACUUUGAAGUCAAUUUGUCCUGUAGGACAUGUGUAACCUUGCUGUUGACUGUCACUUCCACAAUGAUAUUAUGGUAUCUUCUGUGCAGGAGCUAGGGGCUCAAAAGAAAAGGUGAUGGAUUCUUAAUCUUGUUCUAUUGUGUUUAAAUGGGGUAGUAAGGCAUGCUUUUGGUUGAUAUCUUUUAUGUCCAUGGAACACAAGGAGACUACUGAUGGUUUGUACAAGUGUACUUGCAAUCUAUUUAUUUAUAGACACUUAUUAAGUAAUGGCCAUUGGUCUGUUAACCAAUCAAGAAAACAUACAGAUAAGAACUACAGUUCUGUAAGCAGCUAAAAUUUUGAUCAAAAUUCUGAUCUUAAGUGCCUCUUAAUACCUAUUCUGUUUUUGCUUUGUUUUCUGCAUUAACAUUAGUCAUGCAGCUACAUAUUGAUUGCAUUUAAUCUAAUGUUUAUCUGAAGAGCUCAAGUCUCUUCAGGUGAGCAUCAAGAUAAUGUUCAGUGUAAAUGAUUUGCAAGGACCUUGUAAACUGUAAUUUGAAUGUGUGCAUUUCAGACUUAAUUAUUCAAGAGUAGGAGGGAAAAAAAAUCAGUAAGAAUCGCAGUGCCAUUCUGUGAGUGUUCAAGAUGGCAAUAGCCAUGGAGUGAUAUUUUGUAAAGGUGCUCUUAGAAAUUAUCCUUAAAAGAAGUAAAUAUCGUGGAAGGCUUAACAUCGUGUUGGAAAUACACAAGUUAUCCAUUCUGACGUACACCUGUCUUAUGCAGUUAAAAUGCCUCACUCCUACAUACCAAAUUUUGUAAGAAAUGCCUUGGGAUCCAAAAACUUUUGUGCAACAUUGAUUUUGAUAAUCUAUUAUUAGUGUAAAAGGUGCCCUAAAUUCAUUCAGAUGUGCCCAGUUGCUUCAGUAAUCAAUUUAUUUUAGAAUCUAAUCAAAUUGCGAUACUACCAAAUCCGUUUCAAUGCUGGAAAUCAAUGGUCAAAGUUUUAAUGACUGACUCUAUUAAUACAGUACAUAUUACAUCUUCAGAGGUUAGGAUUUAGACACAGAUCUCUUUAAAACCAAUUGUGAUUUUGCUGAGCUGCACUUUUAUUAUAUCAUAUUGUCAAAAGUAGAAGGAAAUUGACUGCUUAAUCAGCUAACUUAAAAAAUGCAUUGUAUGAAAACAAUAACUAUUUGUUUGUCAGGCUUUAAUUCUCCUGUCAGUUUAAUUUAACAGUCAUAUUGCCUUUGAAUUAUCUUGAUAUAACCCAGUUCACAUGGUGCCUAUAUGAUUAAUAAUGCUGAUUAUAAACUAGAAUAAUCUGAAAAUGUACCUGCACCAUGAAGAUAAUUGCAUUGUCAAAAGCAUGUGGAUCUGAGAUGUCUAAAUAUGGGAAAUGCUUUACAAGUACUCCUGCAGUUCAUUCUUGUACUUUUAAUUAUUGUAGUAAUAUGCAUUUGUUUGUGAUUUAGACACUUCCAAACAUUUGAAGAUGUGCCUGUUCAUUUUAGUUAAUACUCAUUUAAAAUGGAUUUUGUUGAUGUACAGUGUGGUUGUGUAAAAUAUUGGUUGUUUAAGGCUCUUCCUUUUUGUGAUGGGUUAUUUUGAUUAAUGUGGAAGGUAACAUGAAAUUUUACUUCUAAUGUUUAUAUUUUGAAAUAAAGAAUUUAAAUCCCA
Pristis pectinata (smalltooth sawfish) is the source of this 2895-nucleotide messenger RNA. It is a transcript of the gene chmp1a, whose product is annotated as charged multivesicular body protein 1A. NCBI's taxonomy places the organism in Eukaryota, Metazoa, Chordata, Chondrichthyes, Rhinopristiformes, Pristidae. The record is from RefSeq and is a predicted model, not a curated record. The transcript is spliced from 7 exons. Gene Ontology annotation, biological process: late endosome to vacuole transport; protein transport; endosome transport via multivesicular body sorting pathway. The coding region runs from base 106 to 702 and encodes 198 amino acids. Gene Ontology annotation, cellular component: ESCRT III complex; multivesicular body.